Molecule: messenger RNA, 817 nt
Organism: Solanum tuberosum (potato)
Lineage: Eukaryota; Viridiplantae; Streptophyta; Magnoliopsida; Solanales; Solanaceae
Exons: 6
Coding region: 86-628 (180 amino acids)
Biological process (GO): chaperone-mediated protein complex assembly; protein folding
Cellular component (GO): cytosol; nucleus
Molecular function (GO): protein-folding chaperone binding; Hsp90 protein binding
Source: RefSeq, a predicted model, not a curated record
CUCCAUAUAUAUAAAGCAACUGCCAUUUGCAUAACUUUCUUAACGCAAUUGUAUCUCUCAAUUUUCCCCUUUGUGUAUUAUAAUCAUGAGCCGACAUCCUACUAUCAAGUGGGCUCAGAGGUCUGAUAAGUUGUUUAUUACGGUGGAGUUACCGGAUGCCAAGAAUGUGAAGCUGAAACUGGAACCAGAAGGAAAAUUCUUGUUCUCUGCAACUGCAGGAGAUGAUAAUGUACCGUAUGAAGUGGAUCUCGAUCUGUUUGAUAAAAUUAAUGUUGAUGAGAGCAAAAGUAGUACUACCUCUAGAAGUAUCGUGUAUCUAGUGAAGAAGGCGGAAGAGAAGUGGUGGAGCAGACUGAUAAAGCAGGAAGGAUUACGUCCGGUAUUUUUGAAAGUUGAUUGGGACAAAUGGGUUGAUGAAGAUGAAGAAGACGGUAAACCUGAGCCGGAUAUGGAUUUCGGUGACAUGGACUUUUCGAAACUCAACAUGGGAGAAGGUCCUAGUGAUUUUGAUGCUGAUGUGCCUGAGGGAGACGAUGAUGACAGCGACACUGAAGAAAUUGAGGAAGAAGAAAACUCUGAACCUAAGGCAGCAGUGCCUCUAAGCACCGAACCCAAAGUGAAAGCUUGAUGCGUUUGUAACAUUGAAAACUUUUAAAUGCUUGAGUUUGAGUCUGGUACUUCAUCUAGCUAUGGUUAGAGCUGUAGUGCAGGAAAUGUUUGAUGAUCAGUUCAUGAUAUAUUUGAAGGAUCUGAAAGUGCUGGUGUCCUCUUUGAACGUUGUUAUCAUCUACUCCACUCGCAUCAUGCGCAUUACAUA